Drosophila willistoni is the source of this 2580-nucleotide messenger RNA. RefSeq names its product protein DDI1 homolog 2 (gene rngo). The record is from RefSeq and is a predicted model, not a curated record. Gene Ontology annotation, biological process: proteolysis. The transcript is spliced from 4 exons. Bases 525 to 1994 code for a protein of 489 amino acids. Gene Ontology annotation, molecular function: aspartic-type endopeptidase activity; protein binding. NCBI's taxonomy places the organism in Eukaryota, Metazoa, Arthropoda, Insecta, Diptera, Drosophilidae.
UGUCAUUGCUAUAUUUUUUUUUGGCCCCAAAACCCAUAGAAAUUCUCUUCUAGAUUUCCCUGUUGGAUUUCCACCCCACGAACACACAAAAUUCAAAUAUGCCAAUCAAUGUGCACGGUUGGCGCGCUUAUCGAUAGACGGCCACAAAUACAACCCUCGGCAGCGGCGUUCUGUUUCUGUCAAAAUAACAAAGCGCAGCGCACAAAAGAAAAUCCAAAAAGAAAAGAAAAAAACGAACGAGAACCCGAGUAGAAGUGGCAAAGAAGGAGAGAAAAACGCAAAAUACAAAAAGAACACGCGAAAAACAAGAAAGACUAUAUCCAAAGGCAAAGCAUUUAUAAUUUAGCGCUUCUUCGGGCAGCGCGCCAGCCUCCUCCAGCAGUUCGCACGAACCGAAAUAAAUUAAAACAACGAAAAGUUCUUGGAUUACUACUUCGGACUACUCUACUUACGGCUCUACUCUUCUGUUGGUGCCCCCCCGAAAAUAAUACCCAGCGUGAAGCGAAAGCGUAAAAAAUCUUAAAAUGAAAAUCACUGUCACCACCGCCGAUGAUCAGGUCUUCUGUUUGGACGUAUCCGAGGAUCUCGAAUUGGAGAAUCUCAAAGCUCUCUGCUCCAUGGAAAUUGGUGUCGAGAGUGAUCAGAUUUUGGUACUUUUCAAUGGACGCGAAUUGUCGGAUAACAAGCAAACGCUGCAACAAUCCGGCGUAAGGGAUGGCGAUUUUAUUAUGCUGGAACGUCGUAGGGUGAACAGUCAACGUCCAAGUGCAGCCGGCUCUGGCAAUUCAGCGAUUACUAACUUGGAUUUUAGUAGCAUUGCUGUACCGGGCACAAGCAGCGGCGGCAGUCCCACCACCAGAUUGCCAACACCCGGCCAAGCGGCCGCUCCCACGUCCUCACUACUACCACCACAAAACACAAAUACCAAUCCGCUCAAUCAGCAGAGUCUCACCAACAUACCCACAACAGAUGAUUUCAAUGUUAAUUUCGAUGAUGAUCCGGCCGCAGUGCGUCAAUCGUUUCUGUCCAGUCCAGAGACAUUGGCACUGCUUCGUCAAUAUAAUACACGUCUGGCCGAUGCCUUGGACUCCGGUGAUCAGGAAACAUUUGCUCGAGUGCUGCGCGAAAAUAUUGCCGAACGGAAACGUCGCAACGAUCAGCGCAUGCGUAUGCUGACAGCGGAUCCAUUCGAUCAGGAGACACAGCGUCUCAUUGCCGAGGAGAUACAGCAGAAGAACAUACAGGAUAAUAUGGCAGCGGCCAUCGAGUUUAAUCCAGAAAUCUUUGGUACCGUGACGAUGCUGUAUAUCAAUUGCAAGGUGAAUGGAUUUCCUGUUAAAGCAUUUGUGGACUCGGGAGCUCAGACUACCAUCAUGAGCAAGGAUUGCGCCGAAAGAUGCCACGUAAAUCGUUUGAUUGAUACCCGUUGGAAUGGUGUGGCCAAGGGAGUGGGCACUCAGCCCAUUCUCGGCCGCAUUCACAUGGUUCAAUUGCAAAUUGAGAAUGACCAUUUGACCUCAAGUUUCACGGUGCUAGGACAACAGCCAAUGGACAUGCUGCUGGGUCUGGAUAUGCUCAAGCGUCAUCAGUGCCUUAUCGAUUUGCAGCGCAAUUUGUUGAUCAUUGGAACCACUGGGACCACAACACCAUUUCUGCCUGAAAGCGAACUGCCGGCCAGUGCACGUUUGACUGGCAAUUCCGAGGAGCAGGCCGAACAGAAGGCCAUUGACGAUGCCAUUGAGCAGAGCAAACGUGAUGGCAGCAGCGGAGGCAGCAGCAGCAGCAGCGGUGGACCCUCAACUAGUGCCAAUGCCACUGUGAAUGCCAUCCAAGUGACGGAUCGUUUUACCGAACAAGAUGUUACCGAUCUCAUGGCAUUGGGCUAUCCACGCAACGAAGUUCUUACCGUUCUCCGACUCUGCGAUGGCAACAAAUUGGUGGCCAGCUCUCUUUUGGUUAGCCGUCAUGAGGCAGCCGGUGGUCGGCUUAGCUGAACUCGACCAUUAUCAAUUGCAGCACCAUCAAUACCACCACCACCACCACCUUCUCUUUGUUCACUGCUCCACCACAAACACAACCACCACUGGGAUCAAUCAAAAUCAACCAACAUCAUUCUGGUCCAAUAACAACAACAAAAUACAAAUACUCCCAGCUAAAAACAACAACAACAAAAGGGUGGAGAAUCCAACUCUGGCAAAUUUUAUAAUUUAGUCAAAUUUUUUAUAUUAACUAAAUAAGAGCAAACUUUUUAUAAUGUUUAUAAUAUCAUGUAUAAUAAUAGUAAAAUAAGGGGACACAAAAGCAUAGAUCGAAAACGAAGUAAAAGAAAAAAAACAGAGGAAACAGAGAAAGAGAUCAUGUAGGAAAAAAUGAAAAAGGAUAUGGCAAAAUGGAUUUAGUUAUAUAAAGAUAUAUAUACGUACUUGUAUAUGCCUGACUAUAUAACUAAUAUAUAUAUAUAUAAUACGUAGACAUAUAAUUUUGGGGCAAACCCUGCUAAAGAACUUGGAUCUAGUUGUUUAAGUCAGAGUCUGCUAUGGAAUGAAAAAUGGGUUAAUAAAUGAUUAACUAAACUAAGUA